UUAAUUGUUUUACAGUUGAUAUAUUAUAUCAAACAUAUAAGUCGUUGUGUAUCAGAGCGCCCAAAUUAGUACCUAUCUAUAUUUAAAAAAUGAAUACUCUAAUGAGACAGGUUUCUAGAACUAUUACACAAACAAGUUCAAGGAAUUUAACAGCAACUACAAUGCUCAAUCAGCUGCCACACACGGAAGAAAAACAUGUAGAAGUUGCGUAUAAUAUGCCGUUAACGUGCUUGUCUGAAGAUGAGAAAGCCAUGAAAGAAACGGUUGCCAGAUUAGCUCAAGAACAAAUUGCCCCCUACGUCAGAGAAAUGGAAAACGAGGGGAGAUUCAAGGAGUCUAUUACCAAAAUGUGCUUUGAAAAUGGGUUUUAUGGUAUGGAAAUAGAUCCAGAAUACGGUGGAGCUGGGUGUAAUUUCAUGACAACCAUCCUUGUUAUAGAAGAACUAGCCAAAGUUGAUCCUGCUGUUACGGUACCGAUCGAUAUCCAAAAUACUCUCAUAAAUGCUGUGAUAAUUAAAUUAGGAACAAAAGACCAGAAAGAAACGUACUUACCUAGAUUAGCGACCGACACAGUCAGCAGUUUUGCAUUAACAGAAGCAAGUUCUGGUUCUGAUGCAUUCGCUUUGAAAACCACAGCCAGAAAAGAUGGAUCUGACUAUAUUUUGAAUGGAUCCAAGAUGUGGAUAUCGAAUGCUGAUAUAGCUGGUAUCUUCCUAGUCAUGGCCAAUGUGGAUCCCUCAGCUGGAUACAAAGGAAUCACGUGCUUCAUUGUAGACAGAAACAUGCCCGGAUUCAGCGUCGCCACACCGGAAAAGAAACUGGGAAUGUGUGCUUCUGGUACUUGCAUGGUCAACCUCGACAACGUACGUGUCCCAGAAAGUUCCAUUCUCGGUGAAGUUGGUCAAGGUUACAAAAUAGCAGCCGGAUUCCUGAACGAGGGAAGAAUUGGAAUAGCGGCUCAAAUGCUGGGAUUGGCACAAGGUUGCUUUGAUGCCACCAUACCAUACACCCUCGAGAGAAAACAAUUUGGACAGCCAAUUUUCUCAUUCCAGAGCAUGCAACAUCAAAUCUCACAGAUAGCUACCCAACUGGAAUGUGCUCGACUACUCACCUAUAACGCGGCUCGACAGGUGGAAGCUGGGAUACCAUUCGUGAAAGAAGCAGCAAUGGCAAAAUACUACACUGCUGAAGUUGCUCAACAAACAUGCAUCAAGUGCAUAGAUUGGAUGGGCGGAAUAGGAUUCAGCAAAGAUCUGAUGCAGGAAAAAUUCUAUAGGGAUGUGAAGAUUGGCAGUAUAUAUGAGGGGACAUAUAAUAUGCAAUUGAGUACCAUAGCGAAGUGCAUUGAGAAGGAAUUUCAGCGAUGAGAGUUCGACAUGAUUUAUAAUAUUAACAGUCAUUAGGACUCAGGAGCUCAUUUGGAUUACAAAGUUUGAGUCCGGAAAACCAUUAUUCCUGCCAAAAUUCAUAUAAGUAUAUUUUUACAUAUCUCCAACUGUUUUAGAUUAUUCUGAAUAAUAAUUUAUAUUCUUCGAUAUCUACCUAGUUU
Molecule: messenger RNA, 1549 nt
Organism: Phaedon cochleariae (mustard beetle)
Lineage: Eukaryota; Metazoa; Arthropoda; Insecta; Coleoptera; Chrysomelidae
Source: the annotation of a GenBank genome assembly